Messenger RNA from Engraulis encrasicolus (European anchovy), 1719 nucleotides. RefSeq names its product purinergic receptor P2Y12 (gene p2ry12). Lineage: Eukaryota; Metazoa; Chordata; Actinopteri; Clupeiformes; Engraulidae. The record is from RefSeq and is a predicted model, not a curated record. Gene Ontology annotation, cellular component: membrane. Gene Ontology annotation, molecular function: G protein-coupled purinergic nucleotide receptor activity. Gene Ontology annotation, biological process: G protein-coupled receptor signaling pathway. Bases 188 to 1327 code for a protein of 379 amino acids. The transcript has 3 exons.
GUAGUGCUAUGGCUAGGGGUGUCUCGCUGGGGUCUGGUUAUCUGCUCACUGUCUACUGAUUUUUAGUUAUGUGGAUAGAUCUUCGCUAGUUGGUGUCUGCCCUGGAGUAGGAGAAGGCGUGCGGCCAUAUGUAAGGCAUUCUGACAUGUGACAUUUCAAUCAAGAUCGCAGAGCCGCCUGAAGGACAAUGGAUGACGUGAUGGUCCCCUUGUUUUCCUCCGUGGUUGCCAACGGCAGCAGCGGCAGCAUCCCCAGCGGUGUAGUCAACUGUUCCCGCGACAACGUGCUGAAGACCACCGUGUUCCCCGUACUCUACUCGUUCCUCUUCCUGGUGGGCAUCCCGCUCAACGGCCUGGCCGUCUGGGUCUUCUUCAGCAUCCCCAGCCGCUCGCACUUCAUCAUCUACCUGAAGAACAUCGUGGUGGCCGACGUGGUCAUGACCCUCACCUUCCCCUUCAAGAUCCUGUCGGACGCCAACCUGGCCUCCGAGGGCGUGCGCCUGUUCGUCUGCCGCGUCUCCUCCGUGCUCUUCUACCUCACCAUGUACAUCAGCAUCCUGUUCUUCGGCCUGAUCAGCGUCGACCGCUGCCGCAAGACGCUCAGCCCCUUCGUGGGCACCAACGCGGCGCGCCUCCGGCGCCGCAAGCUCAUGGCGGCCGCCAUCUGGGCGUCGCUGCUGGCCCUCUCCGUGCCCAACAUGGCGCUGAGCAGCCGCGCGCCCGCCUCGGCCCGCUUCAAGUGCAGCGACCUCAAGACGGAGUUCGGCCUGCGCUGGCACGAGAUCGUCAACCACGUGUGCCAGGUGAUCUUCUGGGGCAACCUGGUGACGGUGGUGGUGUGCUACACGCUCAUCACCAAGGAGCUCUACAGCUCCUACGCCCGAACCCGUGCCGGAGGAGGAGGAGGAGGUCAGCAGCAGCAGACGCGCGUCGGCACGAUGCGAGGCCCGCCAGGUGGUGGGGGCACAGGGGGGCGCAAGAAGACCGUGCGCCUCAACGUCUUCCUGGUGCUGGCGGUGUUCUUCGUGUGCUUUGUGCCGUUCCACUUCGCCCGCGUGCCCUACACCAUGAGCCAGACGCGCGGGCGCCUCUUUGACUGUCGCCAGAAGCUGGUGUUCUUCCAGCUGAAGGAGAGCACGCUGUGGCUGUCCUCGCUCAACUCGCUGCUGGACCCGCUCAUCUACUUCUUCCUCUGCAAGUCGUUCCGCACCACGCUCUUCAACACCCUCCGCCUGGCCCCGGGCAGGUGCCGCAAGCUGCGCGAACUCGGCACCGACACCAACGUCAAGUCCGUGCGACAAGGGGAGUCCUCCUCAGGCCCUCUGUAGUACACUCUACUACAACAAUAAGGUGUUAUUUCAACACUUAGAAGAUCCUCUGGGACCAAAUAGACGCUAGGCCAUGUUAAAUUGAUUCUCUAAUUGUUGAUUUAAUACACAGCAUUUUUUGUGGUUAGGGCCGGAAGAUGCACAAACUUUGCUCUCACACCAACGUGAAGUCCGUGCACCGAGAGGAAUCCUCCUGUUGUCCUCUGUAGUACACAGUUAGGGUUGUAACCCUUUCAUGUAGAUAGAUCGCCGACUAUCCGACUGUUUUCCGAAAGAUCUUAAGUACAUCAUAACUAAAUUGCUAUGACACUGCCGAGCAUUGUUGUGCACAUGCCCCACACAUUGCAGUAUUUUAUGUUUUCUCCUAUCAUAGCAGCAUACUGUGUAUUGUG